Messenger RNA from Ficedula albicollis (Collared flycatcher), 250 nucleotides. RefSeq names its product retinoic acid receptor RXR-beta-like. Gene Ontology annotation, cellular component: RNA polymerase II transcription regulator complex. The record is from RefSeq and is a predicted model, not a curated record. Gene Ontology annotation, molecular function: retinoic acid-responsive element binding; nuclear receptor activity; zinc ion binding. NCBI's taxonomy places the organism in Eukaryota, Metazoa, Chordata, Aves, Passeriformes, Muscicapidae. The transcript has a single exon. Gene Ontology annotation, biological process: cell differentiation; retinoic acid receptor signaling pathway; response to retinoic acid. The annotation marks the transcript as partial.
CACUACGGCGUGUCCAGCUGCGAGGGCUGCAAGGGCUUCUUCAAGCGCACGAUCCGCAAGGACCUGACCUACACCUGCCGCGACAACCGCGAGUGCGUGGUGGACAAGCGGCAGCGCAACCGCUGCCAGUACUGCCGCUACCAGAAGUGCCUGGCCACGGGCAUGAAGAGAGAGGGUCAGCCUGGCAGGCACUGGGAGGGACUGGGAGGGACUGGGAAUGGACCGGGAGGGAAAAAACGGGGAGGAAAUG